CGCUUGGCGAAGCACACUCGUGCUGCCAGUCUAUGACGUCAGCAAAACAAGCCUUUCGCUGCGUGAUUGCUAGGGUGGCGAUCAAAGCCGAGGCCUAAGCCGAAACUUGGCAGUGAAUGACGUCAGACACUUGUCCCCGUGGUGAAUAUUUUUACGCCGGAAGUUGGCGUUGGGCUGACUCAUUGGAUGACGAUUGCUUGCAUCUAAAGUCGAGCUUAUUUCACUAUAUAGGGGUGGAAGCUUACGGUCUCUAGCUUUUCAACAACAUAGCUCAAACCUGCAAAUAUGAUUUAUCUAGAUGAUAAAAGGUCAUAUAUAAUAGUUAAAAUUAAGAUCAAUAACUGAAACUAUCUAUUUAUUUAACCAAAUGUUGAUACACUUUUUAUCUCAACAACACCCCCACCCCGAUAGUAGAAUCGUCAGGUCAGACUUUUGUUGUUGAUUGACGUCAUCAAGCCCGCGACAUGGAUCCUUCGUCACCUACAGAGAACUCAGAGAAAGUUCAUGUUAUGGAGUCUAGGAAACAGUCUUCAAAUCCGAAGUAUUCAGAUUUGGAAGGCACCAACAUGACUCUGUCUGGAGAGGAAGAUGGCCUCAUCACAGAGGCUACACAGAACUUGCUUGAAUUCGCUGUGACGAAAGGCCACACCAUUCAUAGCGUGACGCACAUGACUCGCACUCAACUUGCGGAUUUUCUUCGCGAUUACUAUGGAAAAGUGAAAGUGAAAAAUGAUGAUUCUUUAACUCUGAAAGAUUUGAGGGCUGGUUUGCACAAAUUUUUCUUGGAGGAGGUAAGCAUCGACAUUCUGCGUGAUCGCACGUUCGAACUGGCGAACGCUACAUUUGAUCUUGCAUUGCGAGCCAAUCCACGCAAAUGCAACAGGAUGCGGAUUGAAAUGGAGGAUUUGAAGAAAAUUUACCUCAGUGAGGCCAUGGAUACGAACAAGCCCGAUUCUCUCCAGAACAAAGUAUUUUUCGAUAUCAGUCUCUAUAUCUGUAAUAAGGGAAAGGAAUAUUUUCGAAACAUGAAAAAGAAUGAUUUCGAUGUCUCAACGGAUAUUCACGGCCGUCGUUAUGUUUGGCUGAAGGAUACCACAAAUACACCAAACUCGCGUGAAGAUGAUUACCCGUUGAAGUUGAAACGAGGAGUUGAAGAGGAGACCCCAACCUACCAAGUAGGAGAAAGGAUGUAUGAAAGACCUGGUGAUCCUCGCUGUCCUCUCUCCUCCUUCCUGAAGUAUGUGACACACUUGCACCCAAUGACAGAUGCCUUCUGGCAGAGGCCAAAGCGUAACGUCUCACAGUCAGACUACGUGUGGUACGACCACACCCCCCUGGGCAGUAGCACACUGACAAAAAUCAUGCAGAGGAUCUCCCUCCAAGCAGGACUGAGUGACAACUACACAAACUACUCGAUUCGCUCGGCGUGCAUUCCACUAGUUGAAGCUGUGUGUGAAGAGGCUUUGAGGAAAGAAAAUGGUGGAGUGGCUCCUUCACAGAAUUCUGUACCGACUGUGGACAUCAUCAAGCCCCCGGGACCCGUCAUGUCUCACUCCACUUCGGAAGAGAUCUCCAGUGACGACGGCCUGUCACAGGCCUCAGACAUGCAGUCGGCCAAAGAUUUUGACCGGAACGGAGGUUCUGUUCGUGUGAAGCCUCCGGGCAUCUCCGUCUCCAGCUCUGUAGGAUCGGGGAGCAUGGAUGCUGAUGAUAGCGAUAUUUAUGGUUUGAUGCAGGCAAAAACUCAAGUACUGGAUCUCAUCCGUGGGCUAAUGGUCAAAGACAUUCAGAAGUUUGUGGACUGGCUCAAGACAGUUCGAGUUCAGUACAGUGCUGGAGAACUGAUUGUACUGUGCAGCCCUGUGGACAAAAGUAAUGUGGAGCCGAUUCCUGAUGACAUCACAGUGGACAGGAAUGGCGUCCCAUCCCGAAACGGCACGCCAGACCCCACCUUCAAAAAGUCGGGCAGUCUGGAUUUGUCUGAGAAGCGCCAGAAACUGAAGAAGGAAUCGUCGGUGAAGGAAGAAGACAAACUCGAUUUGCCCGAGCUGACGGGGACGACUAUCAAGCAAGUGGACUUUAGCUCUGUGGCUGGUGUCCACUGUUCCUCUGACGAGUUUGGGCCCAUGAAGAUCAGCGUCCCUACCCAUGAUACCUUGCUGGUGACGGGAAUCCCAGAGAAUCUCCAACUGAUGAUGCACAAAAAACGUGGUCAGAAUGGACACCGGGAGUCGUUGAUCUCGAGAGUUUUCUGCUCUGAGAAUGAAAUGGAUGUUGCUGAGGUUGUGGCCGUAAUGGGCACUCACAACAAGAAGGCCAAGCAGCGCAAUGGCCACGCGGUGAACAACCAUGUUGCCAGUAGCAACGGCAUCAGCAGCAGCCCAUACCACGUGGUGGAGCAUCAGGUCAAGCACCAGACAACGGUGCUGCACCGCAGCCCUCACCAGGUCAUGGUGACCAUCCCGGCCGCCCACACCCCGAUCAUGUCCACUCUGAGCGCCCGUGAGCACUUCAAGGAUCACAGGAACAAGUCCAUGGGUUGCCUGGAGACCCCGCCCCUUCUGCCCGAAGGCAUGGCCUCCCUGAAGCGAGUGUCCAGCACGGGAACCCCCGUGCUCAAACGGCAGGCCCACGUGAUUGAGCCGUGCGCUAUGUACCCCGAGAACCUGACGGUGAAGCGGCCCCGCGACGACAACCUCCAGGCCACAAAUCUCUCCAUGAAACCACUGAAGAAGACGGAGUCGCAGGAGGCCAAGAGAGCCAGAGCCGACCGGCUGGCCGACUCGCUCCGCUACCACCAGGAAAUUCUCCAGAACUCGCCGCUCAUCAAGCGACCGGGCGAGAGGAAUUUCUCCGGUUUUCGUCACUGUUAUGCCAACACUGUGGGCAAUUCGGUGAAACCCGAGCCUCUCGAUACGUCCUACAGUUGAUGGUCGACUGGAAGAUUGUCUGGUUGAAAUUUUUCUAAGCAGUACCCUUGCUGCUUGUGUUGGCUCCCGAGAGCGGUGAGCUGCAAGUUGUUGUCGCCACGGCAGCUGGUUGUCUGCGGCAUUUUGUUGUCAUUACGCCAUUGUCUAUGAAAACCCGUUUGGGAGUUUGGUCAAAUUAGAUGGUCUCUUGAAGAAGGUGUGAAGACCAACUCGAUGCUAGGACCUGUUGCUUGGACUGAUGUUGGUGUUUGGCGUUUUAUUCAACACCCUUGUUAUGAUGUUGUUCUAGGUAUGGUUUUGAACAGAAUGCUCUGGUUUUGUGAUAUCAUAUGACAUGGCUGUUUUGAAUUUUUUAUACUCACACAUUUGCAGAUUAUUUGUUAGGCCAUCAUGGCCACUUUGUCUGCAAAGUUCUGUGUUUUCUUUAUAAUGCUAGAUUGUACAUAAACAUUAUAUACAUAUGUAUAUAUAUGAUAUGUCAUAUAUAUAUAUAUUUGUGUAUAUAUAUUAUAUAUGCUUUACCUGUGAGUUCAGAAAAUUUCAUAUUUUUCGCUUUGGAUAUGAAACAUGUUAGUUGUUUCGUUUGUGAUAACCAAUUUAUCAUUCAUUAUAAAAAAGAAAAAGAACAAAAAACAUUCUGCUGUUCAAGACAGAACUGCCCCCAUGUGUAUCUGUAGCUAGUUCUUUUUUUUGUAAUUGAAUCUAAAUCCACCGCCAAACUAUAUUCAGUUUCUACAUUCACACAGCUGUAUAGGUACUGUAUAAAGCCACAUUUGUAUUUUGUUUUUUUAUGCUUCGGUACAUGUGCGCACAAAUGGCACUCUCUCGCAGCAGAUGAUCCGCUGUGCCGGAUAGCGACAAGGUUAGUGUGUGUACUCGACACAGAGGCAAAGCCGGAGGUACGGGCUGGACUGUGUUGUCCUUGAGAGGAGCAGACGUGCUGACUGAUGAAGAUCAGUAAAUUAUUAGGUUUUUAAAAAAAAAUUUACUGAUUGGAUUGACCUGAACUGAAAGUGAAAGUUCUGGUAGGCUGUUUGGAUGUCGUGCCGUUUGUUGGCCCAGAGAGACCCUGUGGCCUUUGAUGCACUCUGUAUAGCCACCAAGCUUGGAUGGCUUAGAAAAGAGUCGCUGCAGACUCCCUUCAAGGCAUUGCUCCUCUAAGCAGAUGAUGCACGGCGAGAUGAGAUGUCUGAUUUGAACUUUUGUAUGUUAUCACAUUUUUGAUAGACUGAAUAUUCAAUAGGCUUCUCUGAAUUAUUGUAGAGACAUUCCACUAUGUUGUUGUGACACCCUGAAUUUAAAAAAAAGAUGUUUUAUCCUAUAUUAUCCAAUAGCCUCGUUUAGAGUUUUUGCACAAUGCCAUAAUCAAGAAAUCCAUACCUUGUAAAUUCAAGAAGUCUCCUCUAUUCAAUUGCUGUUUUGAUUUUAGUUCUGUUUGAUGUUUCUUCUGACACAAACAACACUCUGUAAUUAUCCAAGGCACAUGAUUUCUUGUGUUCCUUUUUUUUUUUUUUUUUUUUUUUUUUUUUUUUUUUUUUUGAGAUAUAAGAAUUCAUAUAACUGUUGUGAGUUAUUCCUUCUGUAUGACAUGAACCUGUCUUGUUGACGGCAGGUUGACAUAAUGUAUGUGUUCUCUCAACAAGAAAAGAAAUGAUGUACCACUGUGUUCAGACAGCUUAGACCCGAUAACAUUUCGAGAUAAAUUUUGUCCGAACGUAACGGCAACCUUGAGGCAGCUUCAUUUUCCAUCUGCCAUCAGCUGUGAAAUGCUAAGCCUUGGAACAUGGACAAAUUGGAUGCUAGUGGGGGGGGUCAUAAAUUAAGAAGUGAUUGUCAAUCUCUACUGUAUCUAUACUAGGUGCAGAUAAGCCCACAUUUUUUUUUGUCAAAGAGACAAUGAUUUGCCAUAAGUAAGUUCAUGUUUGGUCUAGCAUCUUUUUCUUCGGGCUUACCCGAUUUAUGAAAAAGGCAUUGUCUCAAGUUGUUAGAUUGAACAGCAAAGGUUCUCUGCCUGUGGUGGUAACUUUGUCAUGGUGCUCCCAAAAUGCGGUACUCCUUACACGUGUAUCGCUUGACCUGUCUUGUUGGGUACAUUGUGUGUACACAGGGUUUAUAAAGUGUAGUCCAGGGUCUAUAAAGAGAUGGUAUAAUAAUGUUUCUUGGAAUUUUUAUGGCAUCGGAAAAGUGCCCCCCCCUCCCCCCUCAGUACCAUGUAUUCACAUUGUAGUUUUGUUGCAUUCUUUCUUGAUCUGCUCUGUUAUAAACGCCUGUGGCAUGAGUAAUGUUAUGGAAAUUUGUACCCCGUGACGAUGAAUAUAUGCGAAAAAUUUAAGUGCCUCAGGUAGCCUUAAUAAAUAAACCUAUGUUUCCAAUUUGAGGUCCCUUUCACGUGUAUAGUAGCAUAGUUCGGAACUUACAUACAUACAUAGGAUGCUUAGCGACUGAUGUCCAGUUUUGUACAUAAAUUGAUACUAACGCGGCAAGUUGUGACAUUGUACAAGUUUCGGGUGUUCCAUUUUCUUUGUGAGCAUGUUGGACUAUGUUCAACAUGUUGAUUAAGGUUGCCAUAGUGUUUUUAGUUCUGUAGCAAAAAUCAUUUGCUUCUGUGUAGUAGUCACCUUGUUGGUAGUGAAGUUUCAGUUGUGUUCAUGUAUACUUUUUGAGAACUUUCUACUGUCAACAUUUGGGGAUUUUAAAAAAGUACGAUUAGCAGGAAGAGGAAACGGUAUGGUUCUAAGGUCAGAGUUUGUUGUGAAAAUAUGCAAGAUUUCUGUCACUGUACGCACAGGACAAGUAUGAUUUCUACGACUGUACGCACAGGAAAAGUAUCUCUGCAUGCCUGGAGAACAACACAAGUUCAUGGGGCAGCUGAUCUGUGACUGCACUGGAGAAACAGCUAGCUCAGGCCAUGUCAUUCGAGUUGAUAUCCCCCCCCCAUUUGCGUUAAUUUUUACCUUGCUUAUCCAUGGAUGUAUAAAGUGCAAUAAUAUCUGUGAUGCUCCCUUUUGGUCCAUUUUUCUUCUUUUCCUUUGAUGUAUAAUUUCUAUUGGACACUCUUAGCUGCUGUUCUGUUGUGGUUUUUUUUUUUUCCGAUUGCUUUAUUCCUUCAUGCUUUGUCUUUACACCUUUUUUUUUUUCAUUUAUCAUAAACAUUCUUCAUUAUUACAACUGAGUUGAACAUGAUUUGUGUCUCACCUAGUGUCGCUUUUUUCUAAGACCAGGGAAAACUUUGUAAAAACCUUUCGUCAUAAAAAAGCAUAUUGUCUAUGUUGUGGCAGUGAAGGGUAUUUUUAAGUGUUUGUGGUGGAGUUGAUUUUGUGUUUUUUCAUUCUGUCGAGGAAAAUUAGAAGGAAAAAAAAAACAAGAACAAAAACUUGGUUGUCUUGUUGUCCAUGUCUCUGUAAUCUUGAGUCUGUAAGGAAUGAGCUCACUGAGAAAGUACUGUGACUGAAGAACUUCGCAAAUGUUGUGUAAGACACGAGCGUGUUUCUUCUUCUUUUUUUUUUUCUGGACUGCCAUUAUAAUGAUGAUUUUUUAUUCCUGUUUGAUUUAGUUGUUUUAUAACCAUCCUUACACUUCGCUUUGCUAAUGACAACUUAUAAAACUUACAAAGGACACGCUUAAUCAACUGUGUAAUAAGUAUAUUAUAUUCUCAUAAUUCUUACUCUUUUAAACUACAGUUAUGGUAACAUUAACCAAGGUAUGUUUUCCCCCCAUGUAGUUUCCUCGAAGUGGACACAGAGGUGAGCGGAGACAGAGAGGUGAGCGGAACAGAGAGAGAGAGGAGGAGGAUAUGAUUUUGCUUUUCUGCUUUCAUUUUUAUUCCAUACCCACAGUGUCAUUUCACUGGUAUGAAGCCUUUUUUUAAUCAGGGUAGAGCAAGAACUUGAAAUAGAAGUAGAAGUGAGCGAACGAGUUUUAACGUUUUUUGUUGAUUUUUUUUUAUUUGGUGAGAGACGAGUGUGGCUGUGUGAUGACACUACUAGUGAUUGGUUCUGUUACUUUUCUAUAGUGAUUGGUUCUGUUACUUUUCUAUAGUGAUUGGUUCUGUUACUUUUCUAUAGUGAUUGGUUCUGUUACUUUUCAAAAGCUGUCUUUAUUUAUGGCAGCUCAUUUUUUACUUUGUUGCUUUCCGCUUUUUUUGAGUUCAAUCAUUUUCAGCUACUUUUUUUUGGUGCAUUUUAUUUCGGAGAGGUAUGGAACUAGAAGAACUAAAUGAGUUGUAGAAGCUGUUCUCGUGGCUCUUCACAAAUUUUCAAGCCUUGUUUGUGAUGCUGCUCCAUCUUAUGCUUGUUCAUUUUGAGUUUUUUAAAGAGCUGAUAUUUUUUUUAUAGAUCUUUUUAAAACAGCUGGAAAAGUUCAUGCAGGCCGUAUGUCAUUUAACCCAUGAGAGGAAAACAGUUUUUGACAAUCUGAUGUCUUCUUUUUUUUUUCCGACUAACUAGCCAAGUUUAUUUGACUUAAGCCUCAUGGCAUGAAUCAUACGCUUACCCUUCUGGAUCAAGUUUCGUUUGUUCUGCAGUGAAUAUAUUGGAAGUUUUAGCUUUUAAAAUGUUCAAGCAAGCUUUUACCCCAAAACAGCUUCUUAGCAAACGGUUCUUCUAGUUAUUGUUUCGUGGACACCUCGGAAAGUUCAUAUUUUGGUCUGGUGCUCUGUAGUUGGAAGUGAUUAGAACUCAAUGUAAUUCAAGGUAAUCUUCAAGUAUUUAAUGUUCCACUUUCGAAAGGUUUUUUUUAAGCUGCCAUUUUGACUUUAUCUACUUCUGGUUAUAUAUACAAUAUUCAUUUAAUGGUAUUAUUUCAUUGAGAAGUUACAGCGAAAGGACUAAGAGCCCCAGUGAGCUGAAUUUUACUUUAUUUUUCUCUUUGAUAUUUGAAAGAGAUUUAAUGUUUGCUUGUUUCAACAUUGUUGGUUGAAAGUUUUUCUCCAAGGUCAAAGAAAUUCUAACGGGAAUGGGGUUUGGGGUUGUUUUUUUCUACCUGUUUUCUGUUACUCUUUUUUUUUUUGUAGGUGCAUUAAAAACAGUCUAUACUAUAUAGAUAUAUAUAUAUAUAUAAGAAAUGUGUGUGUGGUCAUUGGGGUAAAACACUUGAAUGGUUUAGCGAACAAUGUUGACUUGAUGGUCUUUCCAACAGGUGGAAAAAGUUGUUCUACUUUGAGUCGCUUUUCUUUGUUCUAUUUCACUGGCUAUUGUGACUGGAUGAUGAAAUUGGGUGAUUUUGUUAUUAUCGAUCCUGUCAUUUGCUGUCAGUUCAUAUAUACCCCGGUCCAGAGAGGGAAAGGAGGGAAUGUGAUUAGCCCUGAAGGUUGUGGUGCACUGAGCAUUUGUUUCACCAGUUCUCUAUUACAGUGUGUUGACUGUUGUAACCAAAUACCUGAUGCUCUCUUACAGAAAAACUACCGAACUUUAAAUAAAUGAUUUGGCACUGAAUUUUUAUGUCGAGUCUUGAAUUCUCACUAUGAAAAAAAACAAACAACAUACAUAUAUAUAUAUAUAUACGUAUAUAUACUGCGCUUUUUUGUGUUUGGUGUGAAGCUGGAUUCUGUACAUAUAAAAAUCUAGACUUGUCAUUAAAAUCAGAUUUGGUAGACGUAUUUCCUGUAUUGGCUUGUUUUUUCUUGUGUUUAUUACGUUCUUAAAGUCAAUUAAUUUUGACAUACCCAUGAACAUAAUAAUAAUAUGCUGUUUGUGUUUUCGAAAAAAGAAAUUAAAAGAUCCUUUCAAUC
Aplysia californica (California sea hare) is the source of this 8658-nucleotide messenger RNA. RefSeq lists its product as uncharacterized. The record is from RefSeq and is a predicted model, not a curated record. NCBI's taxonomy places the organism in Eukaryota, Metazoa, Mollusca, Gastropoda, Aplysiida, Aplysiidae. The transcript has 5 exons. The coding region runs from base 465 to 2930 and encodes 821 amino acids.